Molecule: messenger RNA, 3228 nt
Organism: Prorocentrum cordatum
Lineage: Eukaryota; Dinophyceae; Prorocentrales; Prorocentraceae
Source: the annotation of a GenBank genome assembly
CCUGGGCCCGAGCGAGCGCGCAGGGCGGGGCGCCCGCGGCACGCGCGUGCUCGCAGCGGCGGUGCCCGCAGCGGCCGCGGCCCGCCGCAUGGGCAGAUAGCGCACGCCCAGGCCCGCCGCCGCAGGCCGGCGAGUUGGCGCCCCCCUGUCCCGGCCAUGGCGCCGGUGUUGUAGCGCAUGGGGUAGCGAGGGCCAACCGGGCGCCCACGCGAGACGCUGAGGCCCACCGAGGGCGCCCCGCUCUCGCGGGGUCGCCAUGAAUCAGCCUCCCUCGUUGUUGCUGCUGUGCGCCCAGAAGCUGGCCGCGAGCCUCAUCAAGUAUGGGCCGAAGAGGGUCCGCUUUGCGCGGCUUUCCAAGCUGCCAGGCCGCGCGCUGGAGGCUCUGCUCGACAUACUCGUCGCCAGGAACGCCUUAAACGACAACGUGCUGCCGCACGUCCUGACGCGCCAGACGCAGCGGCUCGGCCUAGAGGGUGCCUCUCAGCUGCGCCGCUGCGUGCUGAACACCGUCGGGCGCUCUUGCCCACAGCUGCAGGUCUUGGACGUGCGAUCGUGCCAUCAGGUAGACAAUCGAAUCGUUCGUGAAGUUCUCCAGUACUGUGAGAGGCUGGAGGCGCUGCGACUCGAUGGCUGCCUCAAGAUUUCCGACAGCGCCUUUGCCCCAGCUUUGUGGAAGCCCCCGCUCGCUGGCCUCCUGGGCCUCCGCGAGCUCUCGGUCGGGAAGUGUGGACAGAUCACGGCUGAGGGUUUGAUGGGAUACGUGAUCAAGGGCGCGCCCUGUCUGAGGGCGCUCGGGGUCGCAUACUGCAAGAUCUGCAUCACGGACGAGGUUGCCGCGGAGCUGCUUUGGAGCUUUGGGAUGGAGGUCUUGGACGUGUCGUUCUGCACGCAAGUGACCGACGCGUCCUUCCAGGUCCAGCAGCCAUCCGCACUGAGGGAGCUCCGCGUGGCGAGCACCCUCAUAUCCGACGUGGCGAUCGAGGGCAUAACUCGCCGCGCGGCGCAGCUGGAGGUCGUCGAUGCUGGCUGGGUGAUGAAGCUGACGGACAGCAGCGUCGUUGCACUGGCGGAGUCUUGUGCGAAGCUGCGCUCCCUGUGCGUCUGCAACACGCAGAUCACGGACGAGGCCUUCCGCGCCAUUGCCAGGUGCUGCCACCUCGAGCGCCUCGACGCCUCCUGGUGCCUGCGCGCCACGCCGGCAGCACUGGACCACCUGGCCACCGCAGAAGCGCGCCCGCCCCUGCGCGAGCUGGUGCUCGACCACCUGGGGGCGCUGGAGCUCGGCCUCAGCGGCUUCAGCGCGGACUGCCUGGGGCUCCUGCCUCCCGCCGCCUCCCCGCUCCUGCCGCCGCCCGCGGCCGCCGCCUCGCCGCAGCUGCUCCGCUCGCGCUCGUCACCCGCGGGGCCCCGGGCCCUGCCGGCCAAGAGCGCCUGCGCGUCCACGUCGCCCUGGUUCCGCUUCGCCGUCGAGCCCCCGUCGCUCGCACUGCCGCCGCCGGCGCAGCGCUUGGCGGGCGGCGGCCUGACCGCGCUGCCGGCGGGCGCAGCCAGUGGCUCUGGACUCAGCUCUACAGCUGCCGCCGCUGCGGCAGCCCUGGGCGGCCCAGACUCCGGCUCGACGGAGGUGCUGCUGCCGCCAGCUUGGCCAGCGGCCAGCAUGGAGCGCGGGCUGCCGCCAGCGGCGCCGCCCGCGUCGCUGAAGGUGCUGGUUGGCGCCUACGCGGGUUCGAUGCGGCACCUGAUGCUCGACGGGAUGCGCGAGAUCGCCCACGGCGCCGCCCUGGAGGCCAUCGCGAGCAUGUGCCCCGACCUGUGCCAGUUGGCGCUCGCGCUCCCGAAGGCUCGCGAAGCUGCGCUGGCAGCAGCAGCGCCUGGCGGCCACGACGACGACGACGUACUGCUCGACCGGGGCCUGCGCGCGAUCGGCGCCAACUGCUGCCACCUGAGCCUGCUGAGGCUGGACUGCUCCAUGCGACCUCACAAGCGCGUGGCCGCCGCCCUCGCGCUGCCCUCGUUCCCGCAGCUCCAGGACCUCACGCUCGUCUGCUCCGCGAGGGACGCUGGACUGACGGACUCGGAGCUGGAGGCCAUGCUGAGCGGGCGGACGUCUCUGCAGGCCCUGGCCCUGCGGAACUGCGAGGGACUCUCCGAGGGGCUCUUCCCGAGGUGGUGCAACCGCAGGGAGCGCGACGACUACGCGGCGGAGGCGGAGGAGGAGCUGGACCAGGCGAUCCUCUCGGCUGGCUUCGGCUUCGGCUUCGGCGCCGCGGCGGGGCCCCUGAGCCCGGCGCUGCUGCCUGCGCCGGAGCCGGAGCCGCCGAGGGCGCGCCGCCGCCGCCAGCAGCCGCGCUGCCCCGCGGCGCAGGCUCUGCGCGGCGUCACGGCCUUCUCCCUGGGCGGCGCCGAUGGCCUCACCGACCGCGCCGCCGACGCCCUCGCCGAGCUGCUGCACGACGCCCAGACCGUGGAGCUGCGGGGCUGCCCGCUGCUGACCGAGGACACUGUGCGCUCCUUCCGCAAGGGCUGCCCUUGCCCCCCUCCGACCAUCCGCUCCAUGGCUGUGGUCACCCGCGACCGUACCCUGUCGUGGACGGCGGCGACGGGCGCGGAGAAGAAGCACCACCACCGGCGGUCGCACAUGCACUUCUCGGCCAGCUCGGGCACGGAGAGCAACUGAGGGGCGUGGGACACGCCCGACUUAACGUGACCUUGCCCCCGCCGUGGCCGGCCUCAACUCGGCGCGGAGAAGAAGCGCACCACCACCGGAGACCGGAGAUGGUACACUUUUCCAUCUUCAUCCGCCUGCGUUGCGCCAACGCCUCGUCCGCGGUCUGACAGGACACGCCAGAAUAAUAGACUGCAAUCACACCGUGCGCCGGCCGCGCCCUGCGCGGGGCCCGCGCGUGCACGCCCGGCCAGCCCUCGUGCGCCGCGAGGGCAGCUGAGGGGCGGCCAGCGGGGUCGGAGCGGCCGCGGCGGCGGUAGCGAGGUGUCGACCCUGGGCGGGCGCGGGGCCUCUUCGGCAGCCGGAGGUCCAGAAGACGAAGGGGGCGCGCUCGGCGAGCGCGCGAGCAGCCGGGGUGAGAGCCUGGCCUCCCACGGGGUAUAGGUCCGCGCUUCGGCCGCGGGGGCGAGGGAGGGCAGGACACACACAGCCCGCUGCGAGCGCGGCGACAGCGUAUACGGGCGAGCACCACCCAUGGCUAGGCGCUGGGGUAGGUAGGCCGC